UAAUGAUCCAGAAAUAGCACGCGAUUCUUGAAUACAUGUUCUGGUUUCGAAACCGAUACAGUUCCAAUUCCAGCCGACAAACCAUACCCGGGAUUACAUGUGCAGCGUAAGAAAAGUGUAGGAAUCAGAGUAGGAAAUUUUGUAGAAUUUGUAUAGUGAUAUAGUGAUGUAUUAGAUAAAAGUUUAUUUCCAGCAUCGUAACGUCAGUAUUAACACGAGGACGGUUACAAAAAAUUGGUUUAAGGAUAAGAAAAAUAACUUAUAUCGACCCUCCCAAAAUUUUGAUCUACUUUCGGUAGAAAAUAUUGAAAGUGUUAAUAAUAAUUAACGUUAGAUUCGAUCAGGAAGUUUAAGGUGCCAGUUUUAAGGGAAAUAGUUCGAAUUCUCGUAAAUCCGUGCUCACAAAUGUCAAUUACCAUUUGUGUGAUUUUGAAAGAAGCAAAUCUAAUCUACGAACACACAAAAUCUUGACGCUUUCAACACGCUUGAUCACACUCAAAUCCACAUUUUCAGUAUUUUCGAGUACUAAUCGAGAAGAUGUGGAAAAACAAUUUCGAGCAAAUGUCACUUGGGAAAAUAAAUGUUUCACUGCUCGAUGCAGCGGUACGAUGAUGUGCUUUAACAGCUGUAUCGAAACGUCAACGGUCCCCGAAAAAGCUUCUUAUCGCCGCUGACCUUCACCGUAGACCAAAACAACAGAUCCCGGUUUGGCCGGUACCGGACAGCAGUUUCCCGUGAAUUUUCUGGUCUGCGAAGCCCAUCACUUUUCGUAAAAAAACAACAACCGCCCAUUAGCAACAGCGUUAUGAUGGCAGCAACCAAGCGCGCCCUUGCCCUGAUCGCCCGCGGUUCGGAGGAGAUGGAACUCGUCAUUACCGUCGAUGUGCUGCGCCGCUGUAACGUCGAGGUUACCGUUGCGCUGGUGCAGGAGGCGGAGGGCACAGCGGCCGGCAAUACCGAGCCGCUCGUGGCCUGCUGCUCCCGCGGCGUUAACGUGAAGGCGGACACCACGCUGCAGGCGUACGUGGAGCAGCAGGCCGCCACCGAUGACGGCCUGCCGGAUGCCAUCAUCCUCCCUGGGGGGCUCGAGGGCGCAAAAGCGAUGGCCCAAGCGCCGGCGGUCGGCGCGCUGCUGGAGCGCCAGGCCCGGGUCGGCAAGCUGGUCGCGGCCAUCUGUGCCGCGCCGACGGUGCUGGCCGCCCACGGCAAGCUGUUCGCCGGCCGGCGCCUCACCUCCUACCCGUCCUUCCGGGAGAAGCUGCAGGCGGAUGGGUACCGGUGGGAGGAACCGGCGGCCGGCGGUCUCGGGCGGGUCGUACGGGACGAGAACCUCAUUACCAGCCUCGGGCCGGCCACCACGUUCGACUUUGGGCUGGCGAUCGGGGCGGCACUGGUCGGGCAGGAGGUGGCCGACAAGGUUGCCGCCGGUCUGCUCUACAAGUGAGGGAGGGGCCACGCGGGACGAAAUUUUCUCUAGUGUGUGUGUGUUUGUGAGUGCGCGUGUGUUACUUUUGGGGACAAUUAUGAAUCAGUUUGGGCUAAUUUAAAUGUGGAUAGUUUGUUUUUGGUUUUGUUUGAAUAAACAAACACAAAAUAAUAUGAUUAUCAAACUCAAUAAAACAUAAAGCCAGUUUGUAAUAUUUGA
Messenger RNA from Anopheles gambiae (African malaria mosquito), 1645 nucleotides. RefSeq names its product protein dj-1beta. The coding region runs from base 806 to 1444 and encodes 212 amino acids. The record is from RefSeq and is a predicted model, not a curated record. Lineage: Eukaryota; Metazoa; Arthropoda; Insecta; Diptera; Culicidae. The transcript has 2 exons. Gene Ontology annotation, cellular component: nucleus; cytosol. Gene Ontology annotation, biological process: protein deglycation, glyoxal removal; guanine deglycation, glyoxal removal. Gene Ontology annotation, molecular function: protein deglycase activity.